AAAUUACAUCAGUGUGAAAAGAAAUUUUGAUAGUGUGUGUUAAUAAUUAAAAUGGCGAUUUGAGAAUCAUAUUCUUGAGUGUUAUUAUAUUAUUUGCGUAAAAUAUUGAUAGAAGACUUCAAAUAGUCGUUUUUAUACAGCAGUGUUGAAUAUUUAGUUGAGUUUACCAUGCGUUCAGUAGUAGAAAUUGGGGCCAGUGUGCCUGCGUUUCUAGGAAAAUUAUGGAAACUGGUCAACGAUACAGAGACCAAUCAUCUGAUUUCCUGGAGCCCUGGCGGGAAAACAUUUGUCAUAAAAAACCAGGCAGACUUUGCAAGAGAACUCUUACCUUUAUAUUACAAACAUAACAAUAUGGCAAGCUUCAUUAGGCAGUUGAAUAUGUAUGGAUUUCAUAAGAUUACUUCUGUGGAAAAUGGUGGCUUACGAUAUGAAAAGGACGAAAUAGAAUUCUCACACCCUUGCUUCAUGAAAGGACAUGCAUAUCUUUUAGAACACAUUAAAAGAAAGAUUGCCAACCCAAAGUCAAUAGUAACUAGCAAUGAAAGCGGAGAGAAAGUACUUCUGAAACCAGAGCUGAUGAACAAAGUGCUGUCUGAUGUGAAACAAAUGAAAGGCAAGCAGGAGAGUCUGGAUGCCAAGUUCAGUGCCAUGAAACAGGAAAAUGAAGCUUUGUGGAGAGAAGUUGCUAUUCUGAGACAGAAGCACAUAAAACAACAGCAAAUUGUUAACAAUCUUAUUCAAUUCCUUAUGUCACUGGUUCAACCAACUAGGCCACCCAAUGCAACUGGAAACAAUGUGGGAGUAAAGAGACCAUACCAAUUGAUGAUCAACAGUGCAGCACACAAUUCUGGUACAGAUGGAUCUUACCCCGGUAGAUCAAAGAACAUGAAAUUAGACAGAGAUAAUUUAUUGGAUGAGUUAAAUGAGGAUAAUUUGGAGGAUGGACCUACCAUUCAUGAGCUGGCACAUGAUGAUAUCAUGCACAAUGAAAACACUCAGGACUCCAUGCCUGGAAACGAUUUCAUCACAGUGGAUAUACCUAACAUGACAAAUGCUACCACCAGCCAUAGCCCAAAUGACCCCUCUGCCUCCAUAUACCAUGUCACAAUGGAAGAUGGGGAUGAUGCUGAAACAGGUGCAAACCGAUUGGUAUAUCCAGUAGCACGUAACAAUGGUAUGAAUAGGACACCAGAAAGCAUGCCAAUCAUUACAUCAGCAUCUCCAACACCACUCGCAACUUCUUCAAUGGACCAGAAUGGAUUAGAUCAAGUUGUAAACAAUGUGAUGGGCUCACCGUCACCAAUCGUUGUAAAAGUUGAGGGACACGUGCCAACUAAGACGAAAGGUCGUACCAAUCCUGCAAAUAAGAGUACUGUUACAUCUGCAGGCAAAAGUCUAUCAUCAGGAAACUACAACACAUUAAACCCAUCAGCUGACUUGAAACUGCCAGCAGAAAUCUUUGCCAGUGAUGAUUCAGUCAGCGAUGCUGGAGUAGCGGCUGCUGAUGACCUUAACAUGCAAAAUGCACUCCAAGAUUUAGUUGAUGAGUCCCUACUAUCCACAUCAAAGGAUAAAAUGCUUGGUGGUAUCAAUAUUAAAGUAGAAAGGCUAGGAGAACCAUUAAAAGCUAAUAGGAAAUCUAAGAAAGGUAACAAAAGUACUGAAAACACCUUGAAUUUGGCUGAUAUUAAAACGGAAUUCCAGGAUGACUUUGAUUGGAACAAUAUGACUCUAGCAACUGUCAACAAUAACACUAAUAGGUUCCAGACAAGGAAUAGGAGAGAUAACCUCAGCAAAAAUCGGGAGGAAUAUUCUUCCCUCUUUGGAACAAAUUCAAACAAGAAUGAUAUUGAUGAUCAUUUGGAUGCUAUGCAAACAGACCUUGAAUCGCUAAGAGACCUGCUACGAAGUGACAGCUACGCAUUUGACACCAAUACGUUGUUGGGGACUCCUGAUGCAAGAAUAUUACCUUCGAUGUCUCUCGCUAUUCCUUCCUGUCAGCCUACAUCAAAUAAUUAUCUAUUUGGGUCUGAUGACCCCUUCUACGGCCUGCCCUAUAACUCGAUGGAAGACAGGGCAAAAUCUGCUAAUAAUGCAAAGAAGCAGAAAGGUGAGAUUUCGAAUGUAAGCAGUGACGACACUCGCGUCCAGAACCUGUUUACUGAGGAUAAUGUUGAAGGGAAUCAGCUAAUCUCGUAUACAGGGAAUAUUCCAGACUUUGAGGAUAUAAACAUGCCAGAUCUGGAGUGCGAUAAUUCUCAGGAGCCUUGCGUGUUACCCAGUCCCAGCAGCUCGACGCUAAACACGCCGCAGAUGCAGAUACGAUCGCCCUCCUUUACUCUGAAACCAUGAGGAAAGCCUAAAAAACGGCGACACAAGAAGAAACGUUCGUCCAAACAGUGAAAUUCUUAAUAUUUCACUUUAGUUAAACUUGUGUGUGACUGACUUUUAUAACUGAUUAGUGUAGUCUAUACAUGUAGCCGAGAAAGAAAAACAAAAAUAAGAUAUACAAUUAGAUUUAGGGGCCGUCAUCACAAGUUUUCAUUGGUUUGCUAUUUAGACGAACUGAUUCAGUGAAAAUAUUUUACUAUGUAAACUUUUCAAGAAAGACCAUAAAUAAGUUUAUAGUUAUCUGCUUGGACACUGUUUUCCAUAAACAGAGCAUGAUUUAUAAUCUUCUGUUUUUCUAAAUAGAUGAACCUUUGAUUUGAUCAAGAACUUACAAAAUUUAACCAAAAAAAGAUAGGUAUAAGUUGUUUCAAGGAAUAUUGUAUCGAUUUGUAAAAUAAUGCAGCAAGAAAAGCUUUAUCUAACAUAUAUUAAUACUUUGACAUCAAUAAUAUUGAUUCGCACAUGCAACCUCAAAAUUUACUGUACGAAAUCUACACAAUAGUCUGAUGAUGGGUAUUUAUUAACUUUAAAUUAUAAUAUUCUAGUUGCCUGAAUAUAAUCUCGUAUAUUGAACAAAAACUUGAUCCAAAUAUAGGUUUUUAUAUAAUAUGGAUUUUGUAAAAUAUUAGGAUAGUAAUAUGUAUUUAUAUCUCAUGACUGAGGUUCAUUGCACAGUUCGAAUAUAAGUGCUUCUAAACAUAAUAAUUACAAGUGUAAAUGGAACUUAUCCCCACAAAAAUUAGUAAUAGAUGAUAGCAUGUGAUUUUUGCUACAAUAGCUUCGGUGCCUUAUAAGAGAUUAAUAGUUACAGUGAUGAUACAGUAUAAUGUAUCAGCGGCUCUGCAUUAUUGGUAUGUUAUAUCUGCGAGGUAAAAUAACACCAAGCUUUGUCGUGGAUCUCCGAGUACCUACGUUAUUUGGCUCAAAAAUAAUUCAAAAUAUUUGUAACACACAAAUCAUAUAAAAGAUUAACAAAAAUUGGUGGGGUUUUCCAUGCGCAGUAGAAAUUACUAAAACUUUAUCAGUAUGUUAAUACAAAAAUUUUGUUAACUGAUUACCAUGUCAGGUGUAGGGCUUUAUUUAUUUUGGUGCAAAUGAACCAUGUUUUGUUUAUUAUGUAUUUAAAUUGAGCAGUACAACUGCUUUUGUUAAAUGAUUGCACAGGGAUAUUUAAAGAAAAUAUUUACAAAAUAUAAAUUUAUGAAAGAUUUUUAUAAUGAUUCGCUCAUGUCUGUACUAUAAAAAAUCACCUAUGUUGACAGAUUAUAUACUUUGUGUAUAUAAGAUAUAAGUAUAUAAUCAUUAAUAGAUAUAAAUGUUGUGUAAGUCUUAAUUUUAGAGUGUAAAUUAACCAACCCUCCUAUUUUGCGGUACUUUUAUUAGUACACAUUACGAAUUCAGAAAAUUAGAAAGUAUUAUUAUACCUUCAUGCAUUUCCGUCGUGCUCAGAAGUAGGUAUAUGGAAUAUUAUGUAUGUUACAUAUUUAAAUAGUGUUUCUAACAUCCCACUAUGAAGCAGUGAUGUCGUAAAAAAUGUAAAUUAAUAUUUUUUUUAUAGGAAAGUUAACCAACAGAAAAGUUUAGAAUUGUACAUCUUGUAUAGGUCCUAAAUCUUUGUUCCUCCAGUUGGAAAACAGCUUCUUAUAGGUCACUGUAACUAAAUCUGAUAAGUUACGUUAUGACUUGUUAAUAUACUGCAGAACUACAUAUACUUACAAAUUAAUUAGUAUAACUGGUAUACAACCACAAUAGCAUUAGUAAUAAUUUUAUAUACCACAGCCAUUGUAUUAUAACAUUAAAAUAUGUUUAUGAACAAAGUUUGGUAAGAUUAAGGUUAAAUCAAGUAUGUAAGAAUACAUUAUCUAUGUUUAUAAUAAGGUUAUUUUUAAAUUCAAUGUAAUAAAAUAUUGAAAUUUA
Molecule: messenger RNA, 4308 nt
Organism: Helicoverpa armigera (cotton bollworm)
Lineage: Eukaryota; Metazoa; Arthropoda; Insecta; Lepidoptera; Noctuidae
Gene: Hsf
Product: heat shock factor protein
Exons: 11
Coding region: 169-2352 (727 amino acids)
Biological process (GO): regulation of DNA-templated transcription
Molecular function (GO): DNA-binding transcription factor activity; sequence-specific DNA binding
Source: RefSeq, a predicted model, not a curated record